AAAAUCUAAAUUCUCGAAAAUUUUACAUUUUAAGGUGAAAAUAUGGAAACAAAGGGGACUCUAACGUACGAGGAGGAUACAUGUCGCAUCUGUAUGGCGCAGCAAUCCGGCGUGAUUGAUAUAAAUUCCAGUAUUUCCAAUAAAAGCGCCCGAAUUAUCGACAUGAUCAGAUUCUGUUUCGACAUUGAGCUCGUUAUUCAUGAUGCCCUGCCGAAUUUCAUAUGCAACGAAUGCGCAUUGCACUUGAACGUGGCUUUCAAUUUGAAGGGAAAGUGCUUGCAGACCGAAAAAUUCUUCUUGAACUUUUUGAAUCUCGACAAUUUGGACUCCAAGACGAAUUUGUUGUCACUUUUGCAGCCCACUGAACCUCCAAAUGUCGAACCACAGCCGAAUAACGCACAAAAAGCGGCACCUCCGCCUCCCCAACCACCGGAACAAGAUCCAGUACCGCAAACCAGUGAGCCGGCGAAACCCACAAAUGAUGCAGACGACGCCGAACCAGCGGUAAAAUACAUUCGCCCGAAUUUAAUGGCGUAUUUCAGUCAAGACACGGUAAUCGAGUUAUCAGACACGGAUUCUGAUACGGAUGAUGAAGGUGCGACUCCUCCUGCGACGCCUGUACCGGGCAGAAAUGAUGCGACGCCACCGCCAGAACUACCUCCGGAGCCUCAACCGAUGGAUAUUCGUGAUGCUCCCACUCCGCCACCGAUCACAAGUCACGAAGAAACAACGAAAAAGAUGGAAACUUCCGAAAUUGUCGCUCCCAAGAAACCCGCUAAAGAGCCUCCUCUUGCCAAGAAAGGUACGUACGAAUGUCCCGCAUGCUCUUUGCAGUGCAACGACAUGUUCACGUUCAAUAGUCACGUGAAAAGUCACGAGAAAAAAGAGUGCAAAGUUUGUCACAAAGUCUGCAUCAAUCUCACGGGGCUCGUAAAUCAUUUCCGAAUGCACCGACAAAAUUUGACGAAAAUCAAGUGUCCAAAUUGUGAUUUCACCAGUAAUUUAAAGGCCUCCGUCAUCACCCAUAUUCGAAUUCAGCACAAUGAGGGCGAUCAGGAAAACCCCGAUGACGCACGAAAACCCGUUAGUUGCGUAUUUUGUGACAUGCAUUUUGGCAAAGUCGAGGAAUUCCGGAUGCAUCUCAAAAAAGAACACAAUGUUGUCGUACAAAACAAUGCCGAAGCACGAAAACACAGUAAAACAAGCUCAACGAGUGUUCUCAAGUGCGGUGAAUGUUCGCGCCAAUUCAAAAGCACAAAUAGUUUCGCUAUUCACAUGAGACUUCACGAAAAAAGCAAGUUGCAAUAUUGCUACGUGUGCAAAUUGAGUUUUAAACAUAACAUGUACUUGCACUUUAAGAUUUGUCAUCCGGGUUUGCCGCCGUACAAGUGUUCCAAUCACUGCAACGAAACAUUCACCAACCAAAAGGCAUUCCUCACGCACAAGGGAAUCGAUAUCGUGAGCAAUAAGAGGAGUUCGGGAGACGAUUUAGCUCCUAUCGCUGCCAGAAGGGACUCAACAACGCCGAUUUUCGUCAAAAAAGCUCGUUAUUCGGUGCCAGCAAAUCAAUUUAGAUCAUCUGCAUUGGAAUUACCACCUGUUGGAUAUUCUUACGUGCCGAUCGGACAAACAAUCUCGUACGAAUGCUACAUUUGCGAUGUGAAACUCGAAUCAGAAGCGCUGCUGUCCGAACACAUUGACAAUCACGAGGUGAAAAAGUGCAAAAAAUGCAGUCGAAUUUUCGGGAAUUCGCGUGCUUUGAUUGGGCAUUGCAAGCUGAAGCAUCCCAAAGUGGAGUCAAUUGAAACGUACCAGUGUCUCGAGUGUGGAAAUGAUUUUAUCUCGUUUGGCGGACUAAAACGUCAUCAAUUUUCGCACAAAAUAUCCGCGGAAAGCGAAAUAAUUACGCCCGAUACACCCGAUGAAAAUUCAGCUUGACUUACCUCGUUC
Molecule: messenger RNA, 1950 nt
Organism: Culicoides brevitarsis
Lineage: Eukaryota; Metazoa; Arthropoda; Insecta; Diptera; Ceratopogonidae
Product: zinc finger protein 808-like
Exons: 2
Coding region: 43-1938 (631 amino acids)
Biological process (GO): regulation of transcription by RNA polymerase II
Cellular component (GO): nucleus
Molecular function (GO): RNA polymerase II transcription regulatory region sequence-specific DNA binding; DNA-binding transcription factor activity, RNA polymerase II-specific; zinc ion binding
Source: RefSeq, a predicted model, not a curated record